Messenger RNA from Knipowitschia caucasica, 1740 nucleotides. Lineage: Eukaryota; Metazoa; Chordata; Actinopteri; Gobiiformes; Gobiidae. The record is from the annotation of a GenBank genome assembly.
AUGACUCCGUUAUUUGAAAAUGAACAGAAUGGGAGAAACAAAACUGACGCUGUAAUAUCGAGAACAUCACCCACAAAACGCUCAGGUGCUGGACACUGGCUUGUUGCUUACAGGAAAGCAGAGGAAGUCCACUGUACAGAUGUGUACAGGAGAGUGAAAGAAACUCACAAAAGGCAGAAGAAUGUGCGGUCUGAAGACAAGACUUUAGAUAAAGACUUACUGCUCAGACUUCACUGUGUAGAUGAACCUUUUGAGUUGAGCGCUGUGAUAAUACCUGAGCAGAACUUAAAUGAUGUGAAUUGUGAAGAUUUACAUUUGUUUUAUAAUGUCAUUGAGCUGGAUGCAUCUUUAAACUCCCUGUCUUUAGGUCAUUUUAGGAGUUUUGUGUCUCUGAGAGAGCUCAACCUGUCUCUGAACAGACUGCAGGGCAUGGAAUUUGAUCCGGAUGACUUUCCACACUUAGAGGUUUUGGACCUGUCCUACAACAGCGUAUCCUCGUCUGCUGUCGCUGCUCUCGGGCGUCUGCCACGACUCAGAGUCCUCUAUUUGACUGAAAACCAGCUUUCUCAGUUUCCCUCUGAUCCGAGUCUCUCCAACCACACGUCUCAUCCAACCUCACAAGAGAACAACACACAUUUUAAAAGUCUUGAAGUCCUGAUGCUUGAUGAUAAUAUUCUAUCUUCUGACAUUUUCAACUCCCUGAAAAAUCUGAAGAGAUUGAAGUACUUAAAUCUGAAGGGGAACUACGUUUGUGAGGUCCCGUUAUUGGAGAUGUUGGAUCACGUACAACCAGAGCAGACUUUGAGUGAACAGAACAAGAGUGAUUCUGAUGGAAAUGUCAGUGAAAACUUACUGAAACUCAUGCAGUUUUUUCAACAGAAGGACUGGGACGACUACAAAGAGACCAGCUUUCCUUGCCCAGAACUCCAGUUUCUUAAUUUGUCCGGCAACAAGAUCGCUGAGGAAGAGGCGCUGUUGGCUGUGGCCCUGUUCCCAGCGCUUUGUGAAAUCAACAUCAGCUCCAAUCCCCUGACCACACGUAGAAGUGGAGAUCCACCUCUGCUGACGUACUACCUCCAGGACAAACUCGGCGUGAAGAUAAAGAGAAAAAAUGAGGAGUUAAAAAAGUCAACAAAAGUCCACUUUGAGCCAAAAUGGAAGACAUGUGAAAAGAUACCAAGUGUUUUAAAAAAGACACAAAUGCUAAAUCGUCAAACUCCAGAUGAAACAAAGACCGAGAUCAAUGAACAGCAAACACCACAGCCUUUUUUUGUCACCGAGAUUGGUGAUUUAGAACUGGAGUCUGCAGAAAACAACACUGUGGACCUCACAUUAGUGGAGCCCAUCGGAAUUCAAACAGCUGUUCAAAUGUUGGAGCACACGCUGAAGAAUCUUAAUGUUUAUAGAGACUCAAAACCCAAACUUGAUAGCAUCCAGACACCCUACAGAGAGCGAGCAAAAAGGAUUAAGGCGCUCCUGCCUUGGCCUGCUCCGCCACUAAAACAACAAAGUAAAAAGCUGGACCGAAUGAUUGAGGAAAUAAAACGUACUAAGACAAUGAGAGAAGUACCUUUAACUAAAAUACUGAAAAGAGAAGGCUGCAACAAACAGGACUAUAAGGAAGCACUGUGUCUGCUGAAGGACAUGAAGGACAAAUACAAGAUGGUCCACAGGAAAACAAUGGAACAAGCCGCAAGUCUUGGAUCAGAGCAUCCCACAAACCCGUCCAACUACACAUGA